AAUGUGGUAAAGUCAUCUUAAAAUGCCUACAAAACUUGCAAAAAAAGAAGUUAUCGCCUUUGCGCAUCUUUUUUUAGCGUUAAUAUGCAUGGGAAUUGUUACAUGCUUGUCUAUGGUGGUUCGUUUUCCUCAAGAUUUUCCGAUUUUCUGGCUUCAAGUUAUGAUGUGUGCUACGGCCAUAAUUAUUAGCAUUUUUGCAUUCAGUACUUGGUUCUAUAAUUCUAACAUAGCAAGGACACGUCUUGAAGUUCGAAUUUAUACCAUCAUUGUUCAAUGGAUCCUUGUUGUAUUCGACUUCAUUGCGUGUUUAGUUUGCUUCAACAUUUUUUGUUAUGGUACAAUCUAUGAUGGCUUCGACGAAAAUAUUUUUACGUACCAAAAAUACUCAAUGCUUAUUGGAUGCAUUUAUUUGGGUAUAAUAAUCUGCAUACUUUUGGCCAUUUUUACCGCAUAUCUGACAAAAAUUGCUCUGCAGAAAAAGAGAAGAAUGGAUCGCGCAUGCCGUCGUAGUCUUCUUCGUAGAAACAAUAGCAAUGCGAGUAGUCACAGUAGUUUUAACGACACAACUCGUUAUGCGAGACAUCGUUAAAGGAUACAUGUGUUCAUACACUCAAAAGUAUAUAAGUUUUUAUUUAAAAUCAUUUAAAAGCAGUUUUACAAAAGACACAUUUCAUUCAAUAUUAUAUAAAAACUGUUGAGAACAAAUCUAUAUAUACAUAUUAAAAAAUUUUAAAUUGUUUUA
Molecule: messenger RNA, 742 nt
Organism: Teleopsis dalmanni
Lineage: Eukaryota; Metazoa; Arthropoda; Insecta; Diptera; Diopsidae
Exons: 3
Coding region: 23-589 (188 amino acids)
Source: RefSeq, a predicted model, not a curated record